This is a messenger RNA of Eucalyptus grandis, 477 nucleotides long. Its product is annotated as umecyanin-like. Gene Ontology annotation, molecular function: electron transfer activity. NCBI's taxonomy places the organism in Eukaryota, Viridiplantae, Streptophyta, Magnoliopsida, Myrtales, Myrtaceae. Bases 1 to 477 code for a protein of 158 amino acids. The record is from RefSeq and is a predicted model, not a curated record. The transcript is spliced from 2 exons. Gene Ontology annotation, cellular component: plasma membrane.
AUGGUCAGGAGUAGUCUAAUCGUGCCGCUGGUCAUUGUGAUGGCAUGUCUUGCGAGGGGCGCGACGGUGGCGUACUACACCGUCGGAGGCGACGUGGGUUGGACAUCUCCGCCGAACAUAACUCCUGGGUUCUAUGAUGAUUGGGCUGCCGGCAAAAAGUUCAUGGGUGGUGACGUUUUGGAAUUCUAUUACAAGGGAACUCAGAACGUGGCCCUCGUAUCGAAAGAAGAAUACGACCGCUGCGAAAAGGUGUCAAAGGUGUUGGCCGAAGGCGGGGACGGUGGGGGCUACGGAUACCGGCUCCCCGCGAAUGCGAACGGCAUGUAUUACUUCAUCAGCACCAUCAAAUCUCAUUGCGAGGGCGGUCAGAGGCUCGCCAUCGACGUUGCCUCCAGUGUCCCGUUUAUGUCUUCUCUCAGCUCCGAUUCCUUGUCCGUGCUUGUCUCCGCUGUAUUGUCAGCUCUGUUCAUCCGUUGA